Oldenlandia corymbosa var. corymbosa is the source of this 2381-nucleotide messenger RNA. Lineage: Eukaryota; Viridiplantae; Streptophyta; Magnoliopsida; Gentianales; Rubiaceae. The record is from the annotation of a GenBank genome assembly.
UUCAGAACAUAAUGAAGGUGUUAUUUCAACAACUCUAUCGUACAUACACAUUGUUUCCAACAUACGUUGUCAUCAAAUUUCCAUUUUUUCCCCAGUCCACUCCGAGCACGAAGUCCUUGCACGCAGAUCAAAACUAGCUCAAAAUGGCAAAUCUGAUCCAAAAAAACCCCAAACCUUUACCAAAAAUCAAGGAUAAAACGCUGAAUUUUUCAUUGCUGGCCAACUGGUUUGUCAAAACUUCAAACUUCUCCUUUCUUAACUCGGAUUUUGGAGGUUUGGUUUUUUAUUUCUGUAACUCUUGAAACCUCUUAUUCAAAGAUUUUGAGCAAGCCUAUAUCAGAGGGAUUGAGCUCCUGGAAAACCCUGAAGGCCGAUUCUUGAACAACCCCUUUUCAUCUGUUUAUCAUGGCGCGAAAGAAGAAGACACCUGGGCUCAACGCAAAUGCUGAGCGAGAGUAUACAAUCAAUUCCAGUGUCUCUGCCAGAAAUCUGACAAAGAGUGAACUUGGUGCAGUCAUAUUUGCCUGCAAAAAUUUCACAAUCUCAGAAUGCAAAAAGAACAAUCUAUUUGGAUUACCAUCAGGGCACUUCUCCUAUGUGAGGAAUGUAACUCCUGGUUUAGUUCUGUUCCUGUUCAACUGCAGUGACAGGAAACUCCAUGGCAUUUAUGAAGCCAUAAGCCCAGGUCAACUAAGUAUCAAUCCUCAUGCCUGGACUGGGAAUAGCAAAGAGUCCACAGCCUAUCCAGCACAGGUGCGAGUUCGUGUAAGAAAUCAGUGCAGUCCUUUGUCUGAGGAACAAUUUGGUCCUGUAAUCGCUGAUAAUUAUCAUGAUUCCAGUAACAGAAAUCUUUUUUGGUUUGAGCUGGACCGUACUCAAACCAGAAAGCUACUAGAACUUUUCUUACGUUCAGCAUUACCAGGGAACUCGGCACUGAACAAGUUACCUAUACAUGGUGAAGGAGCAAAAAGCCCCAUUGUAGAACGUGUUGCCAAUAUUGCACAUGGGGCGGACAAGGAACAGGAAACAUGGGACCAAAGUCCUGCAAACCUUAAUCAAGAAGGUGAAUGUUCUUAUGUGUUUGCCCUCUGUGGUACAAGCAAUGCCCUUCCUCAGAAGCCAUGGAGUUCACUAUUUAAAUCUUCAGCAGCUUCUGAAAGCAUAUCAAGAGACGAAGAUCCACAGCCACAGACUUCAGCUUUUGUGCCUUCAUCAUAUAUUACUAAUGUGAAAUGGGAAGAUUCACGCGUUCCAUCUUCUCGACACAGUCAAGACUAUGGUUAUGGAGGUUAUGCAGAUCAAUGGGAUACAGAAAUAACUGUAAUGCCUGUGAGAAGAGAAAGUGAAGUCUUCAAGUCAGUAGCUUCAGAAUUAGAUGUUGAUCAUUCUGGUGAUUCAAAUACUGAUUGGGAAUUGUCAUAUGAUCCCCAAUUUUCUCCUUUGGAAGCUUUCAGGGACAAGCAUGCAAGAGACAUAAACAUUGACCUGGGGAGUUCUUUGAAGGAUUCAGGGGAUCAACCAUUUGAUUUAGAGUCCAUGGUUUAUCAGCUAAUGCAAGCGGUUGAAGAUUUGAAGGCAUCACAGCUCAAACAAAAUCUCAGAAUCAGUUCCCUGGAACACCAGAUUCAAUCAAUGGCAGAGGCUCAAAGUUUGAAAAAGCAUUUUGAGAUGUUUACUUCAAGCCCAACUUCCUCUUCUAGUGAGGAAGUAUACUACGAUGCGCAUGAAUUUCUGUCGCAACCCGAUGGACAAUGACAAACUUGAAAGCUCUUGGGAAAAGAAAGUUUAGUUUCUGCUCUAAAAAUGUUGUUAUCUCACACUCUCAAUUAUCAAUCUUAGGUUAGGUCUUUGAUGCAGCAAUUGGUUCCAUAUAAUGCAGUGUUGUUAGUUGUAGUAUAGUUACAUGUUUGGCUGAGGACUUGAGGUUAGCGAGUUUCAUCUUCUUGUAUCAAAAUAAAAAAUAAUAAAAAAACAGUUUCAUCUUCUAAGUUCACAGCUUUGAAUUUAUAACCGUAUGCGUUGUAAUAGUUUAUGUAUCGUUUAAUAAAGUUACAGGUGAUAAUGGUUUAUUUGUUACAUAAAAGUAUUACAAUUAACUCUGAAUUUAGUAAGAAAUUGGGGGAUAUUUUCUAUUAUUAGUGCAUUCUACUUAACUAGUUUUCAUGUUUUUGUUAGGUUGGGGUUUGAUUACACAAUUGCUGAAAAAUUGAGGCCAAUGGAAUAAAUUGUGGGCUGCUAAGUCAAUGUUGCUGAGCUGGACGAAGAAGCACAUCCUUAGACAAGAAGCAUCUUGUCAUUAAUGAGUAUGUCUCCUCAAGAGGCAUGCUUGUCCCCCAGCCGAAAUUUCAGCCACCCUUGCUGAUCAAUGAGAGCAAUGCUGC